This is a messenger RNA of Tyto alba (common barn owl), 2093 nucleotides long. RefSeq names its product proline rich 18 (gene PRR18). The transcript has a single exon. Bases 852 to 1697 code for a protein of 281 amino acids. Lineage: Eukaryota; Metazoa; Chordata; Aves; Strigiformes; Tytonidae. The record is from RefSeq and is a predicted model, not a curated record.
AUUAAAGAACAAGGAAUGCUUCCCAACCUUGACGAGAUAGAGAAUGUUUCAUCUCAGAACCUUAGUCAGUACUUUCCCAUGGGAUUCACUCUUGCUGUUGUUCACUCUUGCUGACUGAGGCCUACUCAUGCUAACUUAAAAGAGACUCUCGUCGCAAAGAGGAUCUCUAGAUCCAUGUCCCUUUUCCCUUAGCCAUUCUCCAACAGGAAUAGAUGCUUGCUUACGGUGACUACGUGCAACCUCUCCACACCUCUGUUAUUGUUUAGGGUACUUUUGAGACUGUAUUACUGCCUUCUCAAAAAGCAAGCAAACAAACAAACAAACAAAAAAACAAAACCAAACCACCACCCAAACACCAGAAGUGCAUAGCAAUGUGCUUUGCCUCAGUGACAGAAGAAAGGGAGGGCAGGUGCAAGGAGCUCCAUUCCCGAGCCACCGGCUCUGGUCCUCGCAGGGGUUUGUGCGUUUUGGAAUUCGGUCUGCUCCCGCUUUUGGGGCGCCUGCCCGCAGCCACGGCAAUUCGGAGCGGUCCAGGAGCUCCGAGCGCCAUUGUUUCGGGGAGGGCGUGAGGGCGCUGCUUUACCGCGGCGGCCGGAGCCCGCCCGUCCACGCUCGGACGCUUGCGGACCGUGGGAGGAAGGGAGCGGCAGCGGCGGCGGGGCGGCCGCCCGGGAAGGGGGGCUGGGCCCCCCCCGCCGGGGAAGGCCGUUCCCGGGGCGGGCGAGGGGCGGGCAGGAGGGCCGGGCUAUCGCGGGGGAAAAGCAGCGGCGGUCGGCGCAGACGGAGCCCACGCCCCGCGCUGCCGCCGCCGCCGCCGCCGCCGGCCGGGGACGCCUCGUCCGCCUCCCGCCAUGGGGCUGCAGCCCCGGCGCGCCGCGGGGCCCUGUCCGCCCGCGGGGAGAUGCAGCGCGGCCGCCUGGGCCCGCGGCGAGGAGCCGGAGGGGGCUCCCGGCCGCACCGCCUCCCUGCCGCCCGUCCUGCCGCCCCCCGCCGCCGCCUCGCCCGUCGCAGCCCGGGCGCAGCCCAAGAAGCCGCCGGCGGCGGCGGCGGCGGCCCCCAAGAAGGCAGCGGCGCGGCCCGCGGAGGAGAAGGCGGCGAGGAAGGCGCGGGGGGCGCCGGCGGAGCGGGCGGGCCCCCUCUCCAGCUCCUGGCCUUGCUCCUCCCUGCAGCGGCAGCCGCCGCGGAGGCCGCCGGCCGAGCGGGGGGCGCGGCCCCAGCCCGUCCCGCCGCAGCCGCGGGGGCGGCCGGGGGCGGCGGGGGCGGGCAGCCGGUCCUGCGAGAGCCUCGGCGGGGCGGCGGGGGAGGCGGCGCUGCGCUUCUCGCUGAGCCUGCCCCCGGAGGCCAUCCGGGUGCUGCAGCGGCGCAGCCUGGAGCGGCAGCGGGGGCAGCCCGCCCCCUCCCCCGGCGGCAGAGCGGCCGCGGCCACGGCCACGGCCACGGCCACGGCCCCGGCGCGCCGCGGCGCCCGGGCGGGCGGCGGCGACUUGCGCGCCCUGCUGAAGAUCUCGCUGCUCAACGACAGGCACCGCUACGACGACGAGGAGUACGAGGAGGAGGAGGAGGCGGCGGCGGCGGGGGCCGCGGUGGACGAAGGGCUGGUGCGGAAAUGCACCGAGUGGCUGCGCGGCGUGGAGAGCGCGGCCGGCCGCGACCGCCCCGACAGGCUGGAGACGCUGCCGCACCUCGGCACCCUCUGAGCCCCGGCGGGGGAGCGGGGGCGGCCCGGCGGGGCCCCCGGCUGCCGUCGGAAGCCGUCGUGUCCUUUGCGGUGCCGGCCGCGCCGGGGGAGGCCCGGCGGCCGAGGGCAGGGGGUGGGCGCCGGGGCGCAGCUCCCGGGGCCGCCGCGGGGGCGCGGGACAAAGGGGCGGCGGUGCCCGGGCGCGGGAGGAGCCGGCUGCGGGCGCCCUGCCUCGCCCCCCCCCCCCCAUCUAUUGUUUUCGGGGUUUUGUUGUUUUGGUUUUUUUUUUAAAAAAAUACUUCUGACUACUUUAUAAGACGUGCGUAAUGAUUUUGUAUAUUUGUACAUAAAAGUCCGUUUUUAUUUAUUUGAAUAAACGACUUUCGUGUCGCAGUAGCCUUGGCGCUUCGGUAGC